Saimiri boliviensis boliviensis (Bolivian squirrel monkey) is the source of this 1722-nucleotide messenger RNA. RefSeq names its product uncoupling protein 1 (gene UCP1). Lineage: Eukaryota; Metazoa; Chordata; Mammalia; Primates; Cebidae. The record is from RefSeq and is a predicted model, not a curated record. Gene Ontology annotation, biological process: transmembrane transport.
CCAGGUCCCACGCCCGCUCUUCUGAGACCUCACGCGAUCCAGCCUGGGAGCUGCCCGGCUAUAUAAGUCCCGGCAGAACACCGGGGCGCAGAGGGUCCUGCUGGCGCGAGGGUGGCGGGGAGGAGGACGCGGGGACUCGGCCCCCACCGCCGCGCACACUCCACCUGCAGCCGCUGCCACUGCACCGCCGCUGCCCCGUGGCGGGUUCAAAAAACAGCAAGCGGGUUUGCUGCCCGGCGGGCGGGCGUGAAGAGCAAGGGAGAGAAACCCUCCACCUUCGGGCCUGGAUCCCUUUUCCUCUGCACCCCCAGUCUCUGAGUGAAGAUGGGGGGCCUGACAGCCUCGGACGUGCACCCGACCCUGGGGGUCCAGCUCUUCUCCGCUGGAGUGGCAGCGUGCUUGGCGGACGUGAUCACCUUCCCGCUGGACACGGCCAAAGUCCGGCUCCAGGUCCAAGGCGAAUGCCCGACGUCCAGUGGUAUUAGGUAUAAAGGUGUCCUGGGAACAAUCACCACUCUGGUAAAAACAGAAGGGCGCGUGAAACUCUACAGCGGGCUGCCUGCCGGCCUUCAGAGACAAAUCGGCUCCACCUCUCUCAGGAUUGGCCUUUAUGACACGGUCCAGGAGUACCUCACCUCAGGAAAAGAAACAACACCUAGUUUAGGAAGCAAGAUCUUAGCUGGUCUAGCGACUGGAGGAGUGGCAGUAUUCAUCGGGCAACCCACAGAGGUCGCUAAAGUCAGACUUCAAGCACAGAGCCAUCUCCACGGUAUCAAACCUCGCUACACCGGGACUUACAACGCCUACAGAAUAAUAGCAACAACCGAAGGCGUGACGGGUCUUUGGAAAGGGACUAUUCCUAAUCUGACAAGAAGCGUCAUCAUCAAUUGUACAGAGCUAGUAACGUAUGAUCUAAUGAAGGAGGCCUUUGUGAAAAAUGACAUAUUAGCAGAUGACGUCCCCUGCCACUUGGUGUCAGCUCUGAUAGCUGGAUUUUGUGCAACAGCUAUGUCCUCCCCAGUGGAUGUGGUCAAAACCAGAUUUAUUAAUUCUCCACCAGGGCAGUACAAAAGUGUGCCCAACUGCGCAAUGAAAAUGUUCACUAAGGAGGGACCAACGGCUUUUUUCAAGGGGUUGAUACCUUCCUUCUUGCGACUCGGAUCCUGGAACGUCAUUAUGUUUGUGUGCUUUGAAAAACUGAAGCGAGAAUUGUCCAAGUCAAGGCAGACUGUGGACUGUACCACAUAAUCAGCUUCAAGAAAAUGUUGCAACAUACCAGUGGGAAUCUUGCCGUCUGAAUCAUUAAAACAAAACUUAUUCAUUUAUUUUAGCCUAAAAAGAUAAAGGAAUUUUGGUGCAGAGUUUUGAACUUUUUUCUAUAAAAAAGGAAACUAAUGCCUAUUUCAUAUUACUUUUAUUCUCAAUGUCUUAAGAAAGGGAAAGUAAAACAUUCAGCGUAUACCCUGGCAAAUGUAAUGCAGAUAAGCUAUUGCAUUUGACCAUUUUUGAAGUGCAAUUGUGUGACUGAAUGUGAAAAACUUUAACACGUUUUAAUUACAAUUCCAACUGGUGUAAAAGAAACUGAGUGAAAUGCAGUUUAUAUUUAUAAAUACUUAAAAAUGAAGUUAUUAAAAAGAUUAGUUUUUUAUUAACCACAGUUGUCAGUGAACAUUUCAAUAAAAUAUUGCUAAUACCUUUUAAAGUCUGUCUUUUGAAAUCUAC